AGUGCCUUCCCAGUUCCCUGCUUCCUUUCUCACACCCAGAGCCCGAGCCUAGAGCCAGAGGACAGGGGGACACUGAAUGGGCCUGUCAUGCUAAUCUUACCUUGAGGACCGCUAAACCAUAAACACUAUCAAGGAAUGGACUUUUCAUAGCAGACCUUUAAAAAUAAAGAAAAAGGGCAUCCCGGACGGGGAGUUGGAGCACCAAAAGACCAAAGACACACCGAUCAAAGGCAGACACCGCCCCCCCAUAAAGUCACCCGCGUCCGCCCAUGGAGGGUCUCCUGAACUCCACCGCCGCCCCCCCGUUCCCCGCCGGCCUCCUCAACGGCUCCUCCGACUGCCCCGGGUGGCCCCCCCUGCCGCAGAACACCCUCAUCCCGGCGGUCUACGGCGUCAUCUGCCUGGUGGGCAUCGCGGGGAACGCCCUGGCCGUGUGCGUCCUGGCCCGGGACGGCAGGGCGCGCCAGACGGUCGCCAACACCUUCAUGCUGAACCUGUGCGUCUCCGACCUGCUCCUGCUGCUGUCCCUGCCGCUGUGGGCCGUCUACUACGCCCUGCGCUUCCACUGGCCCUUCGGACGCCUCGCCUGCAAGCUGUGCGGCGCCGUCCUCCACCUCAACCUCUACGCCUCCAUCUUCUUCAUCGUGUGCAUGAGCGUAGACCGCUACCUGGCCAUCGUGCACCCCCUGCGCUCGCAGAGCUGCCGGGACCCCCGGCGGGCCAAGGUCACCUGCGGGGUGGUGUGGGGGCUGGCCUGGCUGUGCACCACGCCCACGCUGGUGCUGCGGGACACCAGGCACUACGAGACCCUGGGGGUGGAGGUCUGCGCCGUGUUCUACCCCCACGAGAACUGGUACCUGGGCCUGGCCUGGAUGAAGAUCGCGCUGGCCUUCCUGCUGCCCCUGGUGGCGCUCUCCUCCUGCUACUGCGUCAUCGGUCGGCAUCUGCUGGCCGGGGCGGCGGGGGCGCGGGGCUGGGCGGCCCCCCGGGACCCGCCGACUCCCAGCGGGGCCGCGGUACAUCAGAGCGCCCCCCCGGCGCCUCGGCCGAGGCGGAGCGCGGCGCGCACAGCGGCCGGGUCCCGGCGGGGCGGGUCCCUGGAGGGCGGGGGCCUGGAGAGGGUGCUGUGGGCGGUGGCGGCGGUGGUGCUGGCCUUCUUCCUCUGCUGGUUCCCCUUCCACUGUCUGACGCUGCUGGAGCUGCUGAGGAGCCACGGCGUGCUGCGGGGCGGCUGCCUGCUGGACUGGUGCGUCCACAACCUCACGGCGCUCGCCCUGUGCCUGGGCUUCUCCAACUCGGCCGUCAACCCCGUGCUCUACUGCUUCAUCGGGAACCACUUCCGGGCCCGGCUGGGGGCCCUGUGCAAGGGGCUGUGUGCGUGCCUCGGCCCCCGCGGGGAGCCGGGCGACCAGAAGAGGGGCUCCUUCAGCACCCGGCUGAGUUCCUUCUCAUGGAAACUCAGUGACCUCAAGGACCUGGCCCUGGUUGAGGCGCCGGGAAUACACUGAUGGAUUUUCAGUUUUUGGGGGGUUCCCCCCCCCGCCCCCCCCCCGCCCCCCCCCCCCCCCCCCCGCCCCCCCCCCCCUGCGAUCUGCCUCUGCUGCCGCGGCUCCCAGAGACAAGAGAGUUUCCACAGCGUCGUCGAGAGACUGUUGAACUGUAUUAAGUGUGAUGCUUGAGUUACACUUAACGGGUAAUUAAUGAUUGACUGAGAGACAUUCAUAGGAGCGCACAGGGGGGCAAAAGGUCUCGUGUGAGAUAUAAGGGAGAAGGAAUGUUAACUCUUACUACGCCAGUAUUUUUUUUUAUGAAUCGGGUGUUGGGCUUUCGGGGACGGGUGAAAAUAACGGUGAAAAACACGGCGGGGUUUGUCUGAAAUAUAUCCACGUCUUCAAGGGCAAAAGCUAUCACUGCACCGUUUAUUAUUUUGUUUUUUUAUCAUCGUUUUAGACACAUCAACAUGAUAAAUAAAGGACUCAUAUUUUCUCAAACAAA
Gadus macrocephalus (Pacific cod) is the source of this 1995-nucleotide messenger RNA. Its product is annotated as type-2 angiotensin II receptor-like. Gene Ontology annotation, molecular function: G protein-coupled receptor activity. NCBI's taxonomy places the organism in Eukaryota, Metazoa, Chordata, Actinopteri, Gadiformes, Gadidae. The record is from RefSeq and is a predicted model, not a curated record. Gene Ontology annotation, cellular component: membrane. Gene Ontology annotation, biological process: G protein-coupled receptor signaling pathway; immune response.